GCAGCAGCGCUCCUCCACCAUUUCGCUGCGUAAAGUCUCCUCCCCGCGACCGCUACAUUCUGCGCCGAAACCCAGUCUCUCCCGCUCCGGAUUUUAACUUCUUCCCACAGUCCUAGGUGUACCUCGUUGGGUACCGAGAGCCAGUUUGGACUACCGGCAUCACGGAUUGAGUGCGAUUUUGCGCGGAUGACGACUCCUUCAGCGAGAAUUUAGUAAAAGAAAAUCAGUCGGAAAUUUCAGAAUAUGUGGAAGGGAUCCUAAUUUCAGCAUCCUGGAAGUAGAAAGCACAGAAGACCUGUGUCUCACACCACAGACAGGUGCAGUGUGUGGUCGGAGCAGCUCAGAGGAAGGACGAUCUGGAGAGGAGGCGGAGCGGCAGCUCGCCUCUCCGGCUGUGGAUGUGCUGGGUGCCAACCCCCAGGCUGCACAGAAUGUGGCUGGGGAGUCGACUCGGCAUGCCCCGCAGCCGGUCGCAGCUGCCCCCCGCCCUGUCCCUCCUUCCACAAAUCCGUCCACGGUGCCAUUGCCAGACCACAACAACUCUGCGUUGCCGGGAAUGGAGCGCGCCUCUCCGAACACUUUGCCUGGGACUAUCCCCAGCAGCAACAUUAAGGCCAUCAUUUCACACGAGGUCCUCUCUGAGACCACGCCGACAUUUCUCACUGAGGAGCUUAGGUCCACUGCUGGAAUGCAAAAACUUCCCCCAGGUCCUCCUCUUGCAGCACAGAUUGACAGCACAGUGGAAGAGCAUCAGUACGGGUCACAAACUGUUAAAGAGAAAAGCCUGUCAAAUAGUCAGGAAUUCCAGAUUCAGCCUCAUCCGCAGAGUCCUGCGCCAGAGACUGGAAAAAAUGUGGAACUCACAGGAGGAAAUAUUCACUUGCGGCCCAAAUCACAAAUCUGUUUCACACUCCCCUCUUCCGGUUCCCAGUCAGGUGUUGGAUUUAAAAUCCAGGAACUGCCGGUCCAUACAGUUCAGCACAGCCACAAGGCUCUGUCAGGGGUUGCAGAGCCGGUGGGAAGUCGGCAGGACUCAAAACCUCAACUCCAAGUCAAACAAACGGACCCAUCGGAAGCAAAACCUACAACGGUCGGAAAGAUCUCUCCUGACGCCGUGGAAAAGGAGAAAACAAACUCUUUGGAAUCAGACGAGACUUUUCUCAGCACAGAAACUGGGCCUCAUUCAGUUGAAACUCUUCAGUUAUCAAAAGCCAGACAGUCAUCACCUGGAAAAGAAACCUCAGUGUCCUUCUGUGGCGCCGUGGAAGCAGCGCAUGCGGACAUUAACACAAGGGAUGAACACGCCGCCACAACCUCCUUCAACAUGCUGCCACAGAUCUCUUCUAAGGAGAGCUCCUCAAAUCCUCCUGCAGGGUCAGCGCUGCCAGACACAAGUCUAGUUGUCUCGCUUCAGGCAGGGACGUCUCAUACCUCAGAUCAAAUCCCCUCAACCGAGGCGUCACUGAUUGCCGAGAUUCUUCGCUCAGGCGAGGCUCAAGAAAUCGUGGUGGUCGGAGAGGGUGGCGACUGGUCCAACUUGCACCUGAAUCAGAAUUAUCUGGUGCAGCGGGAAGAUGGCACCGUCUGCCAGGCUGCCAUCGUCAACCAGCUUUCAACAGGGGAACCGAAGCUGUUCGAAGAGGGGGUGCACGCCCAGCCCCUGGAGGUAUACGAGUUCUGCAGCCUGGUGGAGGAGGUCGCAGAGGAAACCAUUUGCGUCGGCGGCAGCGCGCAGAUCCCUCACUCCCCGGGCUACGAGGUGAACUUGUUUAACGCCUUAUUGGAAAACGCAGACGAGGACCUCGAGCCGUCUAUUCACACAGUUACCGGAGCUGACACCAUCUACAUUUCCCAGGAGCCCCUCGGGGCAACCGCUGAUAACGCUCUGUCUGUUCAGAACCCCCGAGUGGUGGGACAGCAUUUAGUGCUAAAUUCUAACCAAACUGUAGAAGUUGCGCACACAAGUGAAGUUUGUUUAGUCCAAGUGGCUGCUGUUACAUCCGACUCGUUCACCGUCGAGUCUGACGUUGCUGCACAAACUGGGACCCAUUGUUCACAACCCGGGUCGGUAGACUUGGGUUUAUCACAAGUGAGCAGUUCUGCUGCAGUUCAAACAGUUUCUGUGCAGCACGAAGCCCCUUUAUCGCCCGUACUCCCCGGCGAGGACUCUGAGAUGUCCUCUUCUGUUUCUGUGCACGUCUCCAGCGCUCCAAGCCAGACCCCAGCGUUCACUGUUGUUAGUGCUGUCAAACCUGAAUAUUGUGUUUCUUCACCAGAAGGAACCAGAGUGACUCUGUCUCUCACUCCAUCUGUUCACAAUGUGGUGGUGUCCACAGAAACAAAUCCAGAGACGUUCUGCACCACUUACUCCUCUGCUGUCGUAAACCCAAAGCUGCUUCUUUUUAAGCCAGGAGAAACUCCCCUCCUGAAGCACCCACCCUCCCUGCAGGCAAAGGUAUCUAAACCACAGAAUGUUGACAGCGAAUUGGCCGGCACCCUCAGCUCUCCGCCUAAGGAGUGCCUUCCCCAACCUGUCUUAGCCGUGGACUCCCCGUUAGCGUCUACAGCUCUUAGCAGCCACAGAGAUCAGACUCAGUGCAGCGUUGACAAAACGUCAUCUACAACAACUACUGUGAAAGUUCAACAGACUGCAUCCAUCAUGCCUACAGCUUCAACCAGCAAAUCUGAGGCCUUAACUGUUUCUGAAACAUCAUCAAAAGAGGCAGAUCCCCUAGACGCCCCCCAGCCUGUUACACCUCAAACCUUCAUCAUGCUUUCAGCACCAGAAGAGAGGGACGAAACUGAGAAUCCCAAUGACUCCAACAGCUUCCCCGAUGAUGCAGAGGACGAGAGCGAGGACAUGGACCAAGAUCAGGACGAACAGGGAAGCGACGUCCAAGAGGCUGAUUUGGGACACGUCAGCAGCGCCGAGGAAGAUAGCGAUGAUGAGGCAGACCCAGACGGGAGUGAGAUAACAACACCCAGCUCUUCACACAAGCAAGGGAAGAGCAAGACAGACACACAAGCACUGUUUCGGAAGGUGCGCCAGUGGAUCUCAGAUCGAGUCGCGGUCAAUUCAUCUCCAUCCUCACCCUCCACCUCCACUUCCUUCCUUGGCCCCUCAUCCACCCCUGAUUGGACAACGCCUCAACGCGAGAGGACCUCGCCUCUCAGAGGUCCUCAUGGCAAGUUUGUUUCUCCUUCGUCUCUGGGCUACAGCUCCUCUUCGCCACCAGACCAAGCUACGCCUCAGCGCUCCCGCGGAGAACGUCACACUGACAUGGCAGAGCUGGCAAAACAUGAAGCAGACAUUGAACAUCGAACCCAGGCUCUAAAGAAAGAAGGGUUCUGGUCAACAAAGCGUCUCUCUCGUCUCCCCGAGCCGCAGAGAAUCAAAGUUCACUGGGAUUACCUCUGUGAGGAGAUGCAGUGGCUCUCUGCUGACUUUGCUCAGGAGAGACGGUGGAAAAGAGGUGUGGCCAGAAAGGUGGUGCGAAUGGUGAUGCGACAUCAUGAGGAGCUGCGGCAAAAGGAGGAAAAAGCCAAGAGAGACGAGCACGCCAAAAUCAGAAGAGUAGCCGCCUCUAUUGCUAAGGAAGUCCGGGCGUUCUGGAGCAAUGUCGAGAAGGUGGUGCAGUUCAAGCAGCAGUCUAGGCUGGAGGAAAAGCGCAAGAAGGCUUUGGACCUUCAGCUGGACUUCAUCGUUGGCCAAACGGAGAAAUAUUCUGACCUCCUUAGCAAGUCGCUGGCGAGGCCGUCAGACACCGACUUAUCUCCCCAGAAAUCUCUGCCACCUCCUGUUGAUGAAGAAGACAGAGACUUUGAGCCUCGUGAUGAAGAGGAGGACGAUGAAGAGACCAUAGAGGUGGAGGAACAGCAAGAAGGCAAUGAUGCCGAAAGCCAUCAGAAGGAGAUCGAGCUCCUAAAGAAGGAGAGCAUGCUGCCCCUGGACCAGCUGCUCAGCACGCUCAAACUGCCACCCCCCCAGGAGUCUGGCUCAGAGGAGGAAUGCUCACACGAAUCUUCUCUAUCGGCGGAGGAGGAUGAAGAUGGAGAAUUUGCUGCCAACGAGGAGGACGCUGAGGAUGAGGAAGACACCAUAGCAGCCCAGGAGAAGGUGGAAGGGAAUGUCAACCACGCUGAGGAGCUUGAUGACCUGGCCAAAGAGGGCGACAUGAGCCUGGAAGAGCUUCUGGAAAAGUAUAAAGGAGCAUAUGCAUCUGACUUUGAGGCUCCGUCUGCGUCUGUCUCCAAAGCCAGCUCUGAUUCUGAGGUGUCUGGGGAUGAGGAGGUGGAGAAUGAGGAAGAUGAGAGUGAUGUGGAAAGCAACACAUCAUCUUCAGAUUCUCCUGGGGAUAGUGCAGACGAUGACACCGAGAAGGGGGAGAGUGAUGAAGAGGAGGAUGAGUGUGGAGAUGAAGGGAUGGAGCUUUUGCUGAAGGAGGGGGACCACAGCCCUCCCUCCUCCAGCUCAAGGCCAAAGAAAGAGAUCAGCCAUAUUGCUGCAACAGCAGAGAGCCUGCAGCCUAAAGGCUACACUCUGGCUACAACCAAGGUGAAGACCCCCAUCCCCUUCCUGCUUCACGGAACUCUGCGGGAAUACCAGCACAUCGGACUGGACUGGUUGGUCACCAUGUACGAGAAGAAGCUCAAUGGGAUUCUUGCUGAUGAAAUGGGCCUGGGUAAAACCAUCCAAACCAUUGCUCUGUUGGCUCACCUUGCCUGUGAAAAAGGGAACUGGGGUCCCCACCUCAUCAUUGUGCCCACCAGUGUGAUGCUGAACUGGGAGAUGGAGCUGAAGCGCUGGUGUCCAGGGUUUAAAAUCCUCACUUACUUUGGCAGCCAGAAGGAGAGGAAGCUGAAGCGACAGGGCUGGACGAAACCCAAUGCUUUCCACGUGUGCAUUACUUCAUACAAGCUGGUGCUGCAAGAUCAUCAGGCCUUCAGACGUAAAUCCUGGCGUUAUCUGAUCCUGGACGAGGCUCAAAACAUCAAAAACUUUAAGUCACAGCGUUGGCAAAGUCUACUCAACUUCAACAGCCACCGACGCCUGCUGCUCACAGGAACUCCUCUGCAGAACAGCCUGAUGGAGCUCUGGUCGCUGAUGCACUUCCUCAUGCCCCACGUCUUCCAGUCGCACCGGGAGUUCAAGGAGUGGUUCUCCAACCCGCUGACAGGAAUGAUCGAGGGCAGUCAGGAGUACAAUGAGGGCCUGGUCAAGAGGCUCCACAAGGUCCUGAGGCCGUUCCUGCUCAGGAGGAUUAAGGUCGAUGUGGAGAAGCAGAUGCCGAAGAAAUAUGAGCAUGUGGUGCGCUGUCGCCUCUCCAAAAGGCAGAGAUUUCUCUACGACGACUUCAUGGCACAAGCCUCGACCCGGGAGACCUUGGCCAGCGGUCACUUCAUGUCUGUAAUCAACAUCCUCAUGCAGCUCCGCAAAGUGUGCAACCACCCCAACCUAUUUGACCCUCGACCCAUCCAGUCGCCUUUCAUCACACAGCCCAUCGUUUUCCACACUGCCUCCCUGGUGCAGGAAGCUCUGGAGGUUUCUCCUCUAAAGCGCUGCGACCUAUCUGCAUUUCGCCUUGUUGGUUUGGAGCGCCACGUUAGCCGUUACCAGGCAGACGUGUUCCUGCCGCGCCACAAGGUCAGCCGCCAGCUUAUACAGGAGAUCACAGAGUCCCCAGAACCACCUCCAAGACCCAAACCCGUCCGCAUGAAGGUCAACAGGAUGUUCCAGCCUCCUCCUAAGGGUGAUAAUCGUCCGGUACUACUGAUGAACAAACCCACAUGCUCCGUUCCGCCUGCAGCUCAGACCCCCAAACCUCCUCCAUCCUCCGAGCCCGGUCCAGCUCCAGUUCCUGCCCCUGUAGUUCAGCAAGUGGUGUGUUCUGUGGCGCCCACAGCUCCUCCUCGUCCUCCCAUCAAUCCCGCUCCUCAAACUGCAGUAAGAUCCAGCGCCCCAAAACCGAUACUGACCGUACGGCCUCCCAGUGCUCCCUGUGCAGCCAGUAUCUCAGCCCAUUCAAGCCCGGCCCCAAGCAGCAUCAUGCCUCAGAGGGUUUUACUGAGCCCUGACAUGCAAGCAAGGCUGCCAUCUGGUGAGGUAGUGAGCAUCGCACAGCUGGCUUCUCUGGCAGGGCGACCUGUAUCUUCAAGCCAAGGCAGCAAACCCGUCACCUUCCAGCUUCAAGGCAACAAACUGACUCUUUCUGGAGCUCAGAUCCACCAGGUCCCAGCAGCUGGGCCACGCCCUGUUCAAGGGAACGUGAUGCACCUUGUGUCCAGCGGCGUGCAGCAUCACCUCAUCAGCCAGCCUGCACAGCUGACUGUCCAGGCAACCACCAGCACAGCUGCUGCAAACAAGCUGCCACUCAAUGCCUCACCUCAAGUGCCCUCAACCAUGGUGAGCAACCCUGGAGUUGUGAAGAUUGUUGUGCGCCAGGCAGCAGGCAAGGAGGGUGGGCCUGUGCCCACGUUGGCAGUCGCUCCUUCCCCACGUCUUGCUCCCCAGGCUCCAAACCCUUCCCUGCAUCCCUACACCAGCAGCACUCCUGUCAGGAGCACAGCUCCCCUGCAGAUUGCCCCCCGCACCCCAGGUCCUGGUCCCGGUCCUGCUACAGCUCACUACACCAUAGCUCCCGUCAGACACCCAGGCUCCAACCCAAACCAGCCCCAACCCCUGCGACCUGUCCUCAAAGUAGUGCAGCCUCCUCCCUCCAGCACAGAGCAGCCAGCUCCACCUCAGGUUGCUGCCUCACCAGCUGCUAAACCCUCGACAGCCCCGCGAGACGGCAGCAGCCAGCCAGCAGCUACCAGCAAGCCAAAGCCCAGUGGGAGCGCACAGAACCGCCCCCCACGCAGGAGAGCACCUCGUCCACCCCUACGCUCUCCUUUUUAUGUGUCGUGGUUGGCUGAUGAGAUCAAACAGCAGCGAGACAGCAGGCUGGACUUGAUCUUCCGGGUCAAUGAGCGCCGCUGCGGGGAAACGCCCAUGUACGGCCGUGAGGUCUUAGACUUCCUGACUUUCCUCCCUGGCCCUCGUCCCUCUCCGGCUGCUCUGAAAGUGGAGGGGGAGUGGAGCCGCUCGGGCCACAGCAGCUGUGUGUAUGCACAGCAGCAGGACCAGCAGGACUACUGGUUUCAGAGCACUGCUCUUAGGGAUGCCAUCUACAGCCCUGACAGGAGGGUGGAGCUCCUCAGUGAUAUAAUCGACAGGUUUGUGUUUGUGAUUCCUCCUGUGGAAGCGCCUCUGAUCACCAUGCACUGCUGCCACCCUCCUCCAUCUCUGAGCCACAAACAGGCAGUGUUCUCCUCCACACUGUCGGCUCAAGUCGCUCCGCUAACUCGCAGCCUCCACCGCAUCCACUGCAACAUGAGGACUCAGUUUCCUGACCUGAGGCUCAUACAGUAUGACUGCGGUAAGCUUCAGACUCUCCACACUCUGCUGCGAAAGCUGAAGUCAGGAGGCCACCGCGUGCUGAUCUUCACUCAGAUGACGCGUAUGUUGGACGUGCUGGAGCAGUUCCUCAACUACCACGGACACAUCUACCUGCGCCUGGAUGGCAGCACCCGCGUAGAGCAGAGACAGGCCCUCAUGGAGCGUUUCAACGCAGACCGGCGCAUCUUCUGCUUCAUUUUGUCGACGCGCAGCGGAGGCGUCGGGGUCAAUCUGACGGGGGCUGACACUGUGGUUUUCUACGACAGCGACUGGAAUCCUACCAUGGAUGCUCAGGCGCAGGACCGCUGUCACCGCAUUGGCCAAACCAGAGAUGUCCACAUCUACAGACUAAUCAGUGAGCGAACAGUCGAGGAAAACAUUUUAAAGAAGGCCAACCAGAAGAGGAUGCUGGGAGAUAUGGCCAUCGAGGGAGGAAACUUCACCACUGCUUUCUUCAAAGAGCAAACCAUCAGGGAGCUGUUUGACGUCAACGAUGGAGAGAAGAGGGAGGCGGCCUUGGAGCUGUCUGUGCCUCAGGCGGAGGAAGAGGAAGGCGUCAACAAACAGAGCACCACCAUUCUGGAGCAGGCUUUGUGUCGAGCCGAGGAUGAGGAGGACAUCGUGGCCGCCUCUCAGGCCAAAGCAGAGCAGGUGGCGGAGCUGGCAGAGUUCAACGAGAACAUCCCACUGGACGACGGAGGGGAACAGGAGGAGGUGGAGGAGCUCUCCAAGGCGGAGCAGGAAAUUGCUGCUCUGGUGGAACAGCUCACUCCUAUCGAACGAUACGCCAUGAACUUCCUGGAAGCUUCUCUGGAAGACGUCUGCAAGGAGGAGCUGAAGCAAGCUGAGGAGCAGGUGGAAGCUGCCAGAAAGGGCCUGGAUCAAGCCAAGGAGGAGGGACUGAUGCUCCACCAUUCAUCCGACGAUGAUGACGAUGACUUCCUGUCAACACCAGCUUCUGAACCCGCUCAGCAGACUCCUCCCCGCCGUGGACGUAAACCCAAGGACCGGAGUCUCACCUCGACGAGGACCAGCGGCCGACUUCGCGGAGCUUCGCCUGAAACUGAACCUGAGCCACAGACGUCCAGAGAGGCGCCUGAAAAACUCCGCAGCGGUCCAAGAGGAAGAGGAGCUGCCAAAGAGCCCACCCCUAAUAAAACCCCCACAUCAGCCAGGCAUUUAAAAGCCUCUUCUCCAGCCAGAGACCUCCAGGCUGCGAAAACAAGGACUCAGCUAAGCCGUUCCCAUCCCAGUCCAGUGCCUUCCCCCUCCACCAGUUCUCCUCCGGCAGCAAAGCAGCAGUGUGCCGGACAGACGGACUCCAAAUCCUCCAAAGCAGCUGAAGAGGAGAAAGAAAGGAGAAUCUCUGAGUCUUCUUUAGAUUCCAGCUUUGGAGCAGAACAUCUAACCAAAGAUGAUGAAGGGCCCAUGUCUCCUCCCUCCACCAGCUCCAGGUCGCCUCGCAAGCGUCAGACAGCCGAUGGAGAGGUCCUCCGGGGUCUGGUGGACGAUUCCCCGUCAGCCAAAGUCCUGCGAAAGCUUCCAGGAAGGCUUGUCACCGUGGUGGAGGAGAAGGAGCCACGAAGGAGGAGACGCAGAGGAAGUGAAGCUGGGGGCUCCUCAGAGGAGGUGACUGCAGAGGAGCACAGCGCUGGAUUUACAGAGGAACCAAGCCAAGACGAUACAUCGCAGAGCCCCGAAGAAAAGACUAAACUGACCGUAGACCAAUCCCCUCAGGAUGGCGACUCAGGCCAAAGUCUGACUGUUCAUCCUCAGCCUGUCAGAGGCUACCCUCCCUACUCACCACCACACCUGUCUCCUGACAUGCCAGUGCUAAGAAACCUUCCGGUACGACGUAGACUGGAAACCGAAUCCCGCAUGGCGGCUCAGCUGGGCGAGCAGCAGCAGCAGCAGCUUCAUGGCCGAGGAAGAGGAACAUCCCAGACCAAGAAACCGGAGCCUCAGUCCAGCAUGAACUGCCUCGUGACGCCUUUUAAAAGAAAGAGGGGCCGCCCCCCUAAGACCCCCACUGCUUUACCUGAGCCUGAAACUAGAGCGGUUCCUUCACUUCCUUCCUCCCCUAGCGAAGGCAGGAGCCCACCUCUGUCCCCAAAACGAAAGAGGGGUCGUCCCCGAAAAGACUCCACAGCUAAAUCAGAGGCUGUUUGUGAAGCACAGAGCCCCAAUGAAACAAAAACUGAAACCAGAAUCCCCCCACAGACCCCCACUGCAGAUACAGCCUCUGAGUCUGAGCCAGGAGCCACGGAAACACCAGAAGCUUCAGACUUAGCUCCGCCUCCUGCUGAGGCGUCCAUGUCAGACUCUGCUUCCAGUCAGACUGCAGCUCAACCUGUCGCCCUGCCUGCUUCAGGUCAGAGUCACCCCCCAUCCCCUGUGGUCUCCAUGCCAGAGACCACAAGCCACUCCUCAGCAACUCCUCCCUCUGUGGUGCCAACAGCAGAUGUUUCUACAGCUGCUUCAGAACCAAACUCCUCCCUUAUUGCUGCAACUAUGGAAUCCACAGAACCGGACUCUGCUGAACCCCCAGCUAAUGCUAAUGAUGAAACAUGGAAAGCUAGCCCCCCACCUGCCACAGCAACAGCUCAACCUUUAUCGGAGCAUGGCAUUACGGACAAAUUGAACACAGAUGCUGCUGCUCCACAGGACCUCCUGGAAAACACUCCUGCUACUACAGAAGUGACCGUGACAUCAGCUCCACGUGAAGAGGUUACUGAGACGGAAUCAGCCAACCAAUCAGACGGCAAUGCUCAAGAAGAAACGGAGAAAACGGACACACCAAACUCACCCCCAACCACACCUGAAAAGAUUUCAGAAACAGUUUCUCCUGCUGAAGACGAGACUCCAGCAGCAAAUACUGAAGUGACUUCGGUUCUGAUGCAGUCGGCUUCAACACCACCUGCGCCGACGGAAACGGCUCCAAUAGAACCAGAGCCAGAACCGUGUGAAGAAACCUCUGCAGCUUCCCCAGCUACAACCCCCACCGAGGCGAACCCAUCCCCAGAAACCUCUAAUGAAGCAGCUGCUGGGCCCAAUACAUCUGCAAAAACUUCAACGGAGGAAAUCAGCACUUCUAUUUCCUCAGCUGCUGAGGAAACUGUCGACGCAGAAAAAGCUGUCGCAGACAUAGAAGCAGCUUCAACAGCAGCCUUUGUUUCCUCUCCUUCGCUCUCAACCAACCAAACCACAGCAAUCAUCUCCCCGGGGAUAGAACAGUCCACAAACGCUCCUGCAACGAUCCCUACAGAGAAUGCCACCGCUGAUCAACCCAAAACCGACAAAAUAAAGAAAACUAAAGACUCAGAAAUGGUAUCGGAUGGAUUGACGGAACAACCGGGAUCCAGCAAGGAAGAACCGGGAUCCAGCAAGGAAGAACCGGGAUCCAGCAAGGAAGAACCGGGAUCCAGCAAGGAAGAACCGGGAUCCAGCAAGGAAGAAAUGGGAUCCAGCAAGGAAGAACCGGGAUCUGGAAAGAAAGAACCGGAAUCCAUUAAGGAGGAGGACAUCUGCCGGUCACUGCCUAAAAGGAGAAAGGUGGAAACCUCCUCUGACUCAGGCAAGGAAAAAGAAGAAGUAGCCAAAACUGCUCCUCAGAAAGAAAAGGCUGAGAAAGAAGCAGAAGACCAGAAACUUUCCAAAAAGAAACGGCCUAUAAGCCGGGAGAGCAGCCAGGAAUCUGUUCGCUCCUCUUCGCCUUCAUCUGGGAGCUCCUCAUCGACCCUCACUCGGCAUGCUCACCACAAGAAGACCUACGAGAACCGGAAUCCUUCCAAGAGAAGGCGAACGGAAACUUCUGAGGAGAAGGAUGAAGAAGAGACCAAGAGGGAAGCAGGAACUCCUGCCUCUCGCAGGAGACGUUCCAGGUCUCCCUCUUCCUCCUCCGAUUCUGACAGCAGUGAGAGUAGAAAGCGGCUGACGCGCUCCGCUAAGCGCCAGCUACAGGAUCAGGAAAAGGAAGUGGGAACCAAGGACAGGAAAGAUGUGAAAGCUGCACGCAGUUCUGAAAGAAAGUCAUCGAAUAACACCACCGCAUCCACCGGGGGCGAAUCGGGAAGCGACACGUCUUCCGUCAGAAUCACCAGGAAGUCUGCAGGAUCCCAGCCGUCACAGGACAGCAAAGGAAAGACCAACAGCGCUCCCUUGCUACCGCCUGAGCCAGAGGUUCUUGGGAAACGGUGCUCUGCUCUGAACGCAGCUGCCAAGCUUCUGGCCAUGAAAGGCAGGGUGGACACCCCUGGUCACACGACACGGAAAGACUCAGGGUCCAAAACUGCUUCCUCUACUGACAACAACCAGAAGCCCAAAGUGGUCCAGGCCUCUCCUCAGUGUAACUCUGUCAAUCCCAACAAGAACAAAAGUGGGAAACUUUCAACCCCGGAUCAGACAGGCCACCCUGCAUCCCGCUCGACACGCCAGUGCCCCGGUCAGCUGGUUCCGCCACUGGAGGUGGAAUAUAAGAGGCCAAAACCUGAAGAGAAGGAGAGCAAGAAGUCGCUAAGAGGAAAAGAAGGGGAAGGCCACAGCGCCUGCAGCAGCAUGAGCAGCGACGGUGAGGGUGACUGCGGGGGGCGCAGCAGCCGGAGUCGAAGUAGCAGCAACAGCAGCCAGCGCACCCGCAGCAUCAGCUCACAGAACACGGAGCACAGAGGUUCCCGGGCCGCCUCGUCAGGGAGCGAGCGCGACAGAGACCGCAGCCCUGAGCGAUCAAAGGGCGGCGGUAACAGGAAGGAUAGGCAGAGGGACCGAAAGGACAGCAGGAGGUCCCACAAACCCUCGCAGGACGUUACCAACAGCCCGGGAGCAGAGGGGAUGCCGGACAGAGUCCUGCGGAGCGUUGCAGCGCUGGCAGCCGUGCAGGCGCGCUCCCCGGCUGCAAGCACCCGCUCCUCCUCCAACCAACAGCGCAACAAGACAUGACCAGAGUGCCAAAGAUUUCAAAAAGAAGCUCAAGCAGGAACCAGAACAUGUCACCACCUCCUGACCUGCUGCUGCUGCUGCUGCAUGGGGGAGGGGCAAGUGCUGCACAAAGCAGACCCCUCCCUGCCUCCCUUUCAGAACAGAGUCACCCCUCAUUGAGGGGUGGGGGGGGAUUCAGGGAUGCUGGACCGAUGGAGGAGGUGGAGUGGAUUCAUUUGCCUCCAGGGACAAAGGUGCAAAAUAAACACUUAAAAGUACUGUAGUUAUUAAAGACUGGAACCCAGAGCUGGGGUAUUACAGCAUCCUGUCUGGGGGGGUGGAAUUUUUUUUUUUUCCUCCCAUAAUUUAAACCUAUAAAUGAUCCAUUUAUCCAAACUUUGGCAGUUUGACAACUUCUGCAAGUCAGCUGUCCCGAUUUGUGUCUCUUUUAACAAGUUAUGCCUAUUUCUAUGAUUUCUUCAAGGGUUUUUAGGAAGAAAGCAGGUCUGUCAGAGCGCUGGAUUAUCCCCCCCCCCACCUAGACAGUUCUGUUCAAAGGAUUCAUUUGCACAUUUAGAAGAUAUUGAUUCGUUUUCAUUGUUUUGAUGUUUUAACACGAACUGGGUUUAUCGGUCUUUAAUAUCGCAGUAUCUACAGCUGGAUGACGUCCUGGUUGAACAGUUAACGCUAAGUCUUGUAUUUAUACCGAAUAAUCGGGGCAGGUGAACGUUUUGUGAUGAGUUCCUGUUCGUCCUGACGGUGUCUGACCUCAGAUUGCCACAUGGAAGCGCCUGAUGUGGAGGGGUCCAGAUUCUCAUUCGUAAACACGAAAUAUACAAUCAGUAUCCAGUGCAUCACCAGUGCUAGCAGGUUUAUUCUCCCCAAAUCUCACUAUACCCCCCCCUCCCUCCCAGUUCAUUGGAGAGAAAAUGCGUGUGAAUAUGAGCGGUACAGCUCCAGACGACAGAGGAAUUUAAUUUGAUAUUUGUUGGGAACGGAUGAUUCCUGGUGAUGGUCUUACUUUCGGUUCGUCUCUUUAUCUGUUGCAUUCCUUUGAUCCCUUGUUAUUCCACAUUGUUUUACUUGAAAAUGACAAUUGCAGUUGAAUAAAAAGACCAAAAAUGAUUUUG
Molecule: messenger RNA, 13482 nt
Organism: Cyprinodon variegatus (sheepshead minnow)
Lineage: Eukaryota; Metazoa; Chordata; Actinopteri; Cyprinodontiformes; Cyprinodontidae
Gene: srcap
Product: Snf2-related CREBBP activator protein
Exons: 34
Coding region: 557-12373 (3938 amino acids)
Cellular component (GO): Swr1 complex
Molecular function (GO): histone binding; ATP binding; ATP-dependent chromatin remodeler activity
Source: RefSeq, a predicted model, not a curated record